AUGGAAGCCAAUCCCAUGGCCGCCCCGCGCCUUGUCCCAAUUGCUCCCGCGCCAGCUACGGCAUCAUCUGUUGACGUGCAGAAUGGCUCCAACGCAGACUUGACGACAAUGCGCUUCAACUGCCAAGGCUGUGUGCGCAAAAAGGUCAAAUGCGAUAGGGUUAUGCCGACAUGCUCGAGCUGCAGCAAAGCAAAACUUCACUGCGUCUACCAGGCUCCCCUGCCGCGGAAGAGGAAGCGAAGCCAGGUCGAAGACGUGUAUGAGCGUCUCGCACGGUAUGAGCGCAUCUUGCAGGAGAACAAUCUUCUCCCUACUGCCUCUGCAUUGACCCCAUGCAGCAAGGAGAUGGAGGCGUCGGUGGUCAGCACACGGGAUGCAAGCCCAGCGCCGGACAUGCAACCCGCUAGGUCUGGUAAACUUCUUUCCGCCGAUGGCAAGUCUCGAUAUAUUGACAAUGUUCUCCUCCUUGAGGCUGGAGAAGGCGACCUGUGUGAAUUAUCCGAUGCAGACCAAGAUGACUACCAGCAUGAAGACACUGGACCUGAUGAGAGCACCCCGACUGGUCUUCUGAGCAUCCUCGCAGCACAUACAGUGUUUGGGGCUAUACAUGGAAGCACCCAGAGCCUCACGAACCAACAUCCCAGCUAUGAGGAGGCUACAGAGCUCUGGAAUAUGUACGUGCAAAAUGUCGAGCCUCUUUGCAAGGUUCUUCACGUUCCGACUGUCGCAAAAAUGGUCGACACAGUUGCAAAACAACCUUCUGCGGCCUCCAAGAGUGACGAAUGUCUGCUUUUUGCCAUCUACUAUUUCGCCGUGUUCUCCAUGUCAGACGCCGACUGUCUUCAACUGUUUAACCAAACGAAAAACCAUUUGAUGUCGACAUAUCGAACCGCUAUCUGCCAGGCACUUGUCAAUGCAUCGUGGCUGAAGUCUACAGCGAUGCCGAUACUACAAGCUUACACUCUCUUCCUCAUCGCCAUGCGCACUCAAAUUGAUUCUCACACAUUUUGGAUAUUGACAGGGGUUGCGAUUCGCCUCGCACAACGCAUAGGGCUGCACCGUGAUGGUGAAAGUCUGGGAUUGCCACCAUUCGAGGUCCAGAUGCGACGGCGGCUCUUUUGGCAACUGCUUCCACUGGACGGCUAUGCGGGCCAGGUCUGCGGCACUGGGAUUUCCAUAUCGCCGAGUAGCUGGGAUACCAAGCCACCGCUUAACAUUAACGAUGACCAGAUCUUCCCUGGUAUGACGCAGAAGCCUCAAGAGCAAAGGGGUGCUUCGGAAAUGAUCUUCUGCUUGUCGCGGAUCGAACUGUCCAAUUUUUACAUCCGAACGGGUGUCAAAAUGAAGGAAAUUGGUGGUACUAUUCAAUUCAAGGAUGCAGAGGAGAUCGAGAGGCUCAUCGACGAGGUCGAAGAUUUCAUCGAGACAAAGUUUCUUCGAUACUGCGAUAUCCUGAAACCCCUGCACGUUUUCACCAUGGGAAUUGUACGAUCUGCCACCAAUGCCGUCCGACUGCGUGCUCGAAUGCCACUACUACUGACGCAAACCAUUGCCGACGCGCAAAGAAGAGAACUCUGCACUCUCGCAGAAAAGAUCCUCGAUACAAACAGCGCCAUCUACGGCAACCCCAGCAUGAAGAAAUUCCGGUGGCAGAUGCAAGCCUUCUUCUUGUGGGAUGCCCUUCUCUGUAUUUUACUUAGCCUGGCAGAAGUCGGAUUCUACUCGACGCCAGAGCUAAACGCUACCUGGAACAAGGUUGCAGAGGUCUAUUCGAAUCACGAAGAACUUGUCAAGCGCAAGAAAGCCCUGCAUGUCACCAUUGGCAAAUUAACUCUCAAGGCCUGGAUUGCCAAUCCUCCGAGUAAUUCGUCCACAGAACCGGCUUUCAUAACCACGCUGCGCGCCCAACAUGAACCGAACGUCAACACACAGCAGGGGAGAGUUUAUGAAACGGUGGGUACCGAGCAGGUUACGGGGGGUGGAUUUGAUGAUUAUGAGCUUUUUGACAACAGCCAUUGGACAGACUUGAAUCUUGAUACCGGCUUCACUCUCGACUCUUCAGAUUGGGUGGUUUGGGACCAGCUGUGUCGAGGGACUAGUCUGGGCUAA
Aspergillus fischeri NRRL 181 is the source of this 2109-nucleotide messenger RNA. RefSeq names its product putative C6 transcription factor. The record is from RefSeq and is a predicted model, not a curated record. Gene Ontology annotation, biological process: regulation of DNA-templated transcription; DNA-templated transcription. The coding region runs from base 1 to 2109 and encodes 702 amino acids. The transcript has a single exon. Gene Ontology annotation, molecular function: DNA-binding transcription factor activity, RNA polymerase II-specific; DNA binding; zinc ion binding. NCBI's taxonomy places the organism in Eukaryota, Fungi, Ascomycota, Eurotiomycetes, Eurotiales, Aspergillaceae.